This is a messenger RNA of Pimephales promelas (fathead minnow), 1021 nucleotides long. It is a transcript of the gene h1-10, whose product is annotated as H1.10 linker histone. Gene Ontology annotation, molecular function: DNA binding; structural constituent of chromatin. NCBI's taxonomy places the organism in Eukaryota, Metazoa, Chordata, Actinopteri, Cypriniformes, Leuciscidae. Gene Ontology annotation, biological process: nucleosome assembly. Gene Ontology annotation, cellular component: nucleosome. The record is from RefSeq and is a predicted model, not a curated record.
UGAUUGAAAACUCUGAGAUAAUGCUCGCGUCUCUGAGCUGACAUCCUCGCAUUCUCGAAAAACAAUAACAACACAUUUUCGCAUUGAGUUUGAUCAUGUCUACUGAGGUCGAAGAAUCAGCACCCGCCCAAGUCCCUACUCCAGUAGCAGCAACCAAAACAAAGAAGGCAACGGGAAAUAAGGCAAAGCCUGUCGUAAGUGCCUCUCCAGCUAAAAAGAAGAAAAAGAAGAGUAAGGGGCCCGGAAAGUACAGCCAGCUCGUCACUGAUGCGAUCCGAACCCUGGGCGAGAAAAACGGCUCAUCGCUUUUCAAGAUAUACAAUGAAGCGAAGAAAGUGAGCUGGUUUGAUCAGCAGAACGGUCGCAUGUAUCUGCGCUAUUCCAUCCGCGCGCUCCUGCUCAACGACACGCUCGUGCAGGUCAAGGGACUGGGGGCCAACGGCUCGUUCAAACUCAAUAAAAAGAAAUUUGAGAAAAAGCCAAAGAAAAGAGCCAAGAAGACGGAAAAGCCAGCCAAGUCUGCGCCCAAAAAAGCCGUGACCAAGAAAGUGAGUGCAAAGAAGACCGCCAAAAAAAGCUCAGUUAAAAAGACGACUAAGAAGGCUGGUGUUAAGAAGGUGACUGCCAAACCGAAGAAAGCAGCCGCAAAAAAGCCAAAAGUCGCAGCGAAGAAGGCAACCAAGGCAAAUAAAACAAAAUAGACUUUCUUUGGAAUUGGAGUUAAAAAAAAUAAUUUGGUCUAUUCUUUGAAAAUAUCGCUGUUGAUUUUAUGUGUGCUAGCUAAUUUGGGGAUUUGGAUGCAGUUUUUCUAGAAACUGCUUCUUAGAGACACACCCACUUCAGUUUCUGUGAGACGUCAUGCUUUUGUCUGAUGUAGGCUAAAUACCAACCGCUUUGUAAAUAUUUGUUAGCAUUAGAACAGUGUUGUUGUUUUUUAAAUUUGUUUUAUUUGCUCUGUAUAUGCAUUGUUUCUGGACUGUAAUAGCUAUGUCCAAAUAAACCUCUGUUUUUAAAAUACAAA